Messenger RNA from Prorocentrum cordatum, 344 nucleotides. The record is from the annotation of a GenBank genome assembly. NCBI's taxonomy places the organism in Eukaryota, Dinophyceae, Prorocentrales, Prorocentraceae.
GAUCCUCCACGCGUAUUGCCGCACUCAGUGCCUCGGUGUCUUUUCCAUUUACGCCAACUACUGGGUCUCUGGAGCGGGCCUGGGAAAGCGUAAUCUCUACCUCUGUCAGCGGCUGGGAGAACAUGUGCUUGCCCGUGGGCUACCGUUCGUGGCCGGUGGAGAUUGCAACAUGACGCCAGGAGAGAUUAGUAUUGGGUGCGAGUCAGAACGCUUUGGAGGAGAGGCAAUCUUCGACCCGAGCGCCCACGCCUGCUCUAUGGAAGACUCGCACCGCACCAUCGAUUUCUUCAUACUCAGCAAGGUACUUGUCAACGCUUUCCUCUCCGUCAAGGCCGAUCUCUCUG